Molecule: messenger RNA, 4952 nt
Organism: Oreochromis niloticus (Nile tilapia)
Lineage: Eukaryota; Metazoa; Chordata; Actinopteri; Cichliformes; Cichlidae
Product: homeobox protein Hox-D3
Exons: 3
Coding region: 3848-4702 (284 amino acids)
Biological process (GO): anterior/posterior pattern specification; regulation of transcription by RNA polymerase II; embryonic skeletal system morphogenesis
Cellular component (GO): nucleus
Molecular function (GO): DNA-binding transcription factor activity, RNA polymerase II-specific; RNA polymerase II cis-regulatory region sequence-specific DNA binding
Source: RefSeq, a predicted model, not a curated record
AUCACCUAGAAGGGAAGAAAAACAUUCAUCUAGAAGACAAGAAAAUUCCUUUCUGUUUGUGUAUCAGUGCAACAUGAGUGCUAUAUUUGAUAUUUUGUGCUGGUGUGUGUGAUUUUUUUUUUCUUUAGAGCUGCAGGCCUUCUGCACAGUUUGGCUGGCUGUUUUCUCUCCUCUUUCCUCCCUUUUAGCGCCUCAUUGUUGGGGAGGGUGGAGGGUAAAGAAUAUGACAUCUGGGAAAGUUGCCGGACGAGCCUUCAAUGUGGGCAUUGUUCCGCACAUCAUUUGUCACGUCUCCUUUUCACUGCCACUGUCCGUAUAGUCGAGGAGGAGUUGUAGUUUGCAGCCAAGGGGAAAUGUGAGGAGGAGGACCUCAAACAAACAUUUCCAACGGACCGGACUGGAUGGAGAACCCGGCCUGGUGAGGAAAAGCAUGAGGCUCCGGAGAAGGAAAAAAGUAAGUUCACCAAAGUUGGAUUUUACGCACUCGCAGUGUGAGUUUGAUUAAAGUUUUCGGGAGUAACGCGGUUAUAUUUAGCAUUUAUAAGCAGCAAAGGCAACCAAUGAAUCAAAUGCGAAGACAGGAGGAGGUUUAUUAAUGCACAUUAUUUUUAAAAAUCCUCCUGUAAAGACACAUUAUAUAUUGCGUAACAUCUGUUCAGCCUGCGCUGUGCAGCUGUUGACAAUUACCCAAACAAACACUUAUACAUAUAUAUCUGCUGUUUGUUUACUGCUUAUAGAUGCCAAACAACAUUUUUAAAUCACGGUUAUUUAUGAGUAUUUGUUUGCUUAUCGACUCGCUCAUGUUGCCUGCGUGGGGAAUCAAGCCUCUGCCACCGCCGAUUCAAGAGAAUUAAUUCGGGGCAAUAAAUCCCCUCCUCUGCGCACACGUGGUUCCUGCAGCUAAUUGACAGGAGCGGUUGCAGUGCGCUGCAUUUGUCAGCAGGCCUGCAGACUGAGUGGAGGGCGGCUGGAGGUGGAGGUGGUGGGGGUAUGUGGAGGGUGUGUGUGUGUCCAUCAAACACCAGACAGAAGAAGAAGAAGAAGAGAGAGAAGACGAUGAGGAAGAUCGCGAGUGAUGGGCGUAAAGUGCAGCUCGGGGAUGUUGUCAUACAUGAGUGAUAACGACAUUCCACGAGGAUCAAACCUAUUUGUAUUUAUAUUUAUGGUGCAUGCGUUUAUUCAGUGCAAACUGACUUAUCAGGUCAGUCCAUCUGCACCUCCACCCCCCAGCUCACACACACACACACACACACACACACACACACACACACACACACACACACACCCUCCACCUCUCAUAUAUCAGAGGGCAGUUUUUGUCUAAACAGCGCACUUAUUGCUGAUUUUUCUUUGUGUGUUUAUGGCGCUUUUUAUAGGCUCUCAGGAGGAUUUAUGUUUAUAUGUGCACCUGUGUGCACCUGCAGUGCUUUACUCAAGUAUUUCUGUCUACUUUCACUACAUUUCAAAAGCAAAUAUUUGCUAUUAUUUCUCUGAUAACUUUGCAGAAUAACAAUAAUUGUGUUAAUGCCUCCUAUUAUAUGUUAACAGAAUAAAAAACUUUUUUUUAUUGUGCUAUAACCAUAUGUGUAACAUUAAAGUAAUGCUUGCACUUCAAUGCACCAUCAGUUAUAAUCCGGUAUUUUUAUUCUUCCUAUGCCAUCAGAAUGAUUUUUGGCUUUGGAAUUCUGUUUGAUAAUCACACGAUAAUUCUAACUGGCAUCAUCUUUUCUUUCUCAAAGACACACAUUAGGGUUAGACCUUACUUUGGGCACCUUUGAUGGUAAUACUUUGCACUUUAGCACAAAGGGGUUAAGCAGGGUAGCUGCAUGCUUGUUGUUAAGCACUUAUUUCUGAGGACUAAAUCUCAGAAAUUCAGUGCCACACAAAUUGCAGCUUCGACUGAUGGGAAUGUCUUAGCACAAAGGCAGCUUGUAGUUGAACCUUCCAGGGCUAUAAGCUACAUCUGGUGGGAUUCAUCAGCAUACAUGGAGAGCUGUACAGCUGUUCAAGCAGACGGUACUCGGCAGACUUUCAGCGCUGACCAAAGCCACAAAAAACCCUACAUGUGGGGGCACAGAGUAUGUUUUGCAAGACUGAAAUUUUGAUAAUUAACUAUCCAGAUUUUAGCCGGGAUAGGCUCAAGACCCUGAAUUGGAGAAGAAGGAGAAAAUUCAACUUAAACAAAAUAAACCAAAACUAAUCAUAUGGAGCUGAUGGUGUGAAGGGCAAGUGUGAUGUUUCAUUCAAGUGCAUUCAAUCACCUGUGACUCUCAGCAGGGAUGCAUGAAUCAACACAUUUCCUGGUAAACUACAGCCAAUCAAAAUGUGGAAAAUCGUGGUGGUGGUGGGGGGGGGUUCUGAUCACCGUGUAGUACUGCAUGCAUGCACAGGAAAUGUCAUCUCUUCUGUAUGUUUUUAACGUUUUGGAGCAAAAACAACACAUCACGCUUCUUUCUCCUUCUGCUAAAUUCCACUUUUAAUGUUUAUUUUAAUUCAGUCUUUGUUUAAUCAGUAAAAUGUGACUCGUGGAGCAUAAAUCUGGUUUCUCAGAGCGUUCUGGCCAAAUAUAGGAAGCAGUUUAAUCAACGGUGAUUGCACAAAAUAACUGCACCAGUGUGCGUGAGGUAAAUCAGACCUUUUGGACAUAAGGCCCACCGCUGCCAUGAGACAUUUAUGUGGCACGCAUCAAAGAUCAAAGACGUCCAUUUGCAUUAAUUAACGCCACUGAGUUAAAUAUUACCCUCAAGAGCCAAUCAAAGAGAUCGAGCAAAACGUGAAGACGAGAGAUCAAAGCACCGCCAAUCGAUCCGCUGCAGCGGUCACCAAAAACCAAAGCCAGCACAAGCCAGGCCUCGUUACAAGUUUUUCUUUUCGUUUUUAAUGGAUGCUGCUGUGCUGACCGCGGUCUGUCUCCACUUUGGUGCUUUGAAAUGAACCUGUCUGAUCUCUCUUUUAAAUUAAGGAAGAAAGGAUCCAUUACGCAAAGAAUGCAUUUGGUAUAUAAAGACUAAACACUGAUAGCUUUCUUUGGCUGAGUAAUUUAUAGCAUCUCUGGCAUCGGUCCUGAGCUGGAUGUCUGAAUUUAUUGUUACAGCAGCUGGACGACUUCCCAGGAUUGUUUAAACAAGACGUGACUGCCUGUGUGUUCAUAGAAGUGUGAUUUUUCUGCGCCCCGAAAGCUUCGCGGUGAAAUUAAAAACUGGUAGCCUUUGGGUGUUUUUAAUGCAUGACAGUAGUGGUGGUGGAGGUGGGAAGCAUCUCCUUAACAGGCCAUUUUCCUUAUCUAAAUCUACUUCAAAUCGACUUCAGUGCCAAAAAUAUUUCAGCUCUCCCUGCCCUCUGCUGAGCCAUCUUAAUGUUUCUGGGUUUUCAUUCUGCUCUAAUUGCCGUAGAAACGUAGAGGAAGUCAAUUUGCCAUAUAGAAAGGCGUAAAAAUCCCCUUUCUUAUCUUUAUCGCAGGCCUAUUACCAUACAUGAAACUGAGCCUGCACGAUCAGCAGAAAGGCUUUCUUUUUACGCGCACACACAGACACAGACACACACACAUCCACACACACACACACGCUGAUCCUGUGUGCAGAAAUGCAACGCAGGGCGGUCUGCAGCUGCAGAAACACUGUCCACUCCUUCACCACUCAAAGCCACGUCGCGUGCACCUUAACGCACGAGAGCCGCGUGCUUCUGCUGGGAUUAUUCACUAAUCCGGGAGGUUUUCCAAAGGCCAAGAAGCCCUCGGCUCUGUGGAAACCUGCCAUGUGACAUUUGGCUGCCAGCGCUUCGCCACAAGGUCAAAAAGGGAGGGGAGGAAAGGAGGGGGAGGGGGAGGAGGGGACCCUGUGCACGUUUAAUGGAAAUGCAGAAAACCAGCAGCGCUUCACACAGCAUCCACCAUCAUCACCAUCACCACCGUGACCUCUUCAGCGAGUCUCCGGAUGGUGUGAGCGGCUUUGAGGGCGCUCAGGAGCAAGUGGAGGCGUCUGAGCAUGGCAUGUUUCCCCGGAGGUCAAAGCAGCAAAACCCAAAGUUUGCAAUGAGCAGAAAGAUUUUCCCCUGGAUGAAAGAGUCCAGACACUCAGAUCAGAAACCCGGGAGGAGAGUCGCAGACUGCCCCGUGAACGAGAACAGUCCAAGCAGCGCGACCCCGGCCUCCAAGCGAACGCGCACCGCGUACACAAGCGCGCAACUGGUGGAGCUGGAGAAGGAGUUCCACUUCAGCCGCUACCUGUGUAGGCCGAGGCGCGUGGAGAUGGCCGGCCUGCUCAACCUUCACGAGAGGCAGAUCAAGAUCUGGUUCCAGAACCGGAGGAUGAAGCAGAAAAAGGACCAGCGAGGUCAGGGCCUCCCUGCAGCCAUCACCACCUCCUCCUGCUCGCCCUCGUCCUCCCCCUCCGCCCCGGGAAGCCCCACUCUGUCGAGCCUGGGUUAUGUCCAUCUGGGAGGGGAUUACCAACCGGCCUCCCCUCCGCUCAGGCCCCAGCAGCAGCAGCAGGAGCAGCAGCCUGCGUACCCGGCAAACUACUCUAAAUAUCCAGUUUCAGGCUUCACGCACGGCCCGCAGUUUGAUGUGCAGUACAGCACACACACCAGCUCACACACACCAAACCCCAACCUGCGAGGAAACGACCUGAGCGGCUCGUAUUUCUCACAGAGCUGCAGUCCUCAGGAAAGAAUCAUGCAAGCUCCCAAACUGACCCACCUGUAGCGCACGGUGUGGAUUUAUAAAGAAGCGCACUACUGAUAUAUCUCCAUGCAUGCGUUAUUUAUUUAUUUAUUUGACUAAUUAAUCAGAAUAUUAGUCUCAAAUGUUGUUGUUGUUUUUAUCUGUAUUUAUAAAUCAUUCGCUGUGUGUUUUAAGUACAUAGUUUCGGUUAUUUUCUUUUCGACUUUAACUUUUCGUUUAAUAAUUUAGACCUUAAAUUAAAAAGGUUAACUGCUGUAAUUUAGCCAACAUA